AGUUUGUCGAGCGUGCGUUCACUCAAGAGCUAGAAGUUCUGCGGGAAGCACUUACGCCAUUGUCAGAAACUUCUUUUUUCAGUGAAGCUGUUGUGAAAUACCUAUCUGAACUUACUGCAUCGGAAUCAUUCACAGAAUUCAAGGUUGCCGUUGAGGUGAAGUUUCCAUACAGAGAUGAAAAAGAAAAUUAUAAUUACAUUGAGAACCCGGAUAUCGAUUUAAUAUGGAUGUACGGUAGGGUACUUUGGCGCCAGUUUGAGAUCACAUCACUUUUCAAGAAUAUUCCAGAACGCCAAUGGACAAUUAUGGUUGUGGAGAAGCAUUUUGCAACGGCAUUGGCUAGUAUACCAGAGUGUUUUUGGGAACCAAAUGAAAAAAGAAUUUGGCAAACUCUUGAGGCAAAACCGUAUAAAAAAUAUGCUGACGGAAUCUUUAAAUGUGAAGCAACAAGAAUGGUUUUGUUCAUCCUAGAGGUCAGCGGAGGGCCGGGAGGCGCACCUGGAUCAAAACUACGAGGUGAUCGUGAAAAAUUUAUGAAAUAUUUUACAUAUUUGUUUGACAAGAUGUUGGCCCUGUUUCGGUGGACGAUUGCGAUGGGGUUUCCUUGUGGGCAGGACAAGUUUACUGUUAGUAUUUGUAAUGCAUUUAUUUAG
Molecule: messenger RNA, 653 nt
Organism: Paraglomus occultum
Lineage: Eukaryota; Fungi; Glomeromycota; Glomeromycetes; Paraglomerales; Paraglomeraceae
Source: the annotation of a GenBank genome assembly